AUGAGUGGUGGUAGCGGCAGUGGUGGUAGUGGUAACAAUACUGGUAGUGGUAGCCCUUGUGGGGCUUGCAAGUUUCUUAGAAGGAAAUGUGUUCCGGGUUGUAUCUUUGCUCCGUAUUUUGAUGCAGAGCAAGGUACAACCCAUUUUGCGGCGGUCCAUAAGGUUUUUGGGGCUAGCAAUGUGUCCAAGCUUCUACUUAACAUUCCUAUGCAUAAGAGGCUUGAUGCAGUCAUCACCAUUUGUUAUGAAGCACAGUCACGCCUCAGAGAUCCUGUUUAUGGCUGUGUUUCACACAUUUUUGCCCUUCAGCAACAGGUUUUGGGGAGAUGGUCGGUGGUGAGCUUACAAGCAGAACUCUCAUACCUUCAAGGCCACCUUGCUCAAAUGGAGUUACCCCAACCACCACCUGCUCCGACGCAAACGGUGGCGGCGGCGGCGGCACCACCAGGUUUCUCAAUGGCAGACUUACCAGCGGCCACUGCAGCGGCGGUGCCGGCCACCACCUAUGAUCUGUCUUCACUUUUUGAUCCAACGGGGCAAGGUUCAUGGGCCAUGCAACAUAGGGCAAUUGACCCACGUCAAUACGUGGGUGCUCCUCCAUCAACUUCUACGAGUGCUGAUGUUCGAGCAGUGGCACGUGACCUUCCUAAUCGACAUGGCUCUCCUCCAUCACCCCCUGCAUCAAGCUCCAAUGCUUCACCAUCUCUAUCCCUUUCUAAAUGA
Messenger RNA from Sphenostylis stenocarpa, 723 nucleotides. The record is from the annotation of a GenBank genome assembly. NCBI's taxonomy places the organism in Eukaryota, Viridiplantae, Streptophyta, Magnoliopsida, Fabales, Fabaceae.